GCCUUUUUCGUUUUAUGCACUUUCCGCUUUGGAGUUUCACAAAUAUCGUACACCGAUAGCAACUGCAAACAAAUUCUGGAAGAGGUCAAUUUUCAAGAGUGUUGCCAGAUGCCUCGGCUAUUGUCGGACGAUGUCAUCCAGAGUUGUCACAAUCGUCCCCUACCUCCCGUCCCACAAGGAGUUCCUGAACCAAUACCCGCCAAUUGUCUGGCUGAGUGUGUGCUGAACGAAACGGGCAUCCUAGUAAACCAACAGUUUCUUAGGGACCAAGCAGUUAAGGUGCUGCUUGAUCGGGUUCCGAACGAAUCCGUUGUGUGGACACAAGCGUUCGAAAGGGCCGCCAGAAAGUGUUACAAUUUGAUUGUGGCAGGAACAUUCUAUCUGCAGUAUGUGGCCAAAAAUUUAAUUUCAUCCCAAUGCAUUCCGCUCUCUAUUCGGUAUCUCGAGUGUAUUUUUUCGAUCAUUUACAGGGAUUGUCCUGACGCUCACUGGAACUAUAACAACGAUCAUUGUAGUAGUGUUGUACCAGCUUUGAACAACUGUCACUACCUGUUUCUGCAUGUAUGGAAGAUUUAG
Anopheles maculipalpis is the source of this 576-nucleotide messenger RNA. RefSeq lists its product as uncharacterized. Bases 109 to 576 code for a protein of 155 amino acids. NCBI's taxonomy places the organism in Eukaryota, Metazoa, Arthropoda, Insecta, Diptera, Culicidae. The transcript has 5 exons. The record is from RefSeq and is a predicted model, not a curated record.